Molecule: messenger RNA, 2325 nt
Organism: Nymphaea colorata (pocket water lily)
Lineage: Eukaryota; Viridiplantae; Streptophyta; Magnoliopsida; Nymphaeales; Nymphaeaceae
Product: aspartokinase 2, chloroplastic-like
Exons: 16
Coding region: 483-2183 (566 amino acids)
Biological process (GO): amino acid biosynthetic process
Cellular component (GO): chloroplast stroma
Molecular function (GO): aspartate kinase activity
Source: RefSeq, a predicted model, not a curated record
CAUUUUUGUUCUUCCCUUCAUUCUUCAUCUUCUUCUUCCGCUACUUACCUCUGACCAUCUGAGCUGCGGCCAGGCCACCAGAAUCCUCUUUUUUCUUGUGCUUCGUUGGGGCGGAGCGGUUCUCAGAUUCAGGACUGCAUUCUCAAGGGAUUUGUACUCCAGAGAAGCUCCGAAGGGAGUUUCCUGCUGGAGCUUUGGAGAUGACAAGAGAAGAAGAGAACGACGACUGAAUUGCAGGCAAGAGGCGGAAUCGAGUGAUGAAUGACGCAAGCACGCAAGCGGGAGAUUUUUCCUCUUUUGUUUUGUGAUAGUGUGCUUUAUGCUUAGAGCUGUGAAACCUUUCUUCAGAUUUCCGGUCGAUCUGCUAGCUCCUGUUUCUCUAGCUUAGAGCAUUUGAUUCUUUUCUCUGGAGGGCUGGUAUUCGAGUUAAUGCCUUCAUCUAUUUAAUCAAGUGCACAUCUGAUCUCUACUGCCCCCAUCUAAUGGCGGUCUCCUUCCAAACGAGUGGCCUCCUUAGUCCUGCGGUUCCAGGAACAAGCUCAGAAAAGUUUUCAUCUGUAUCUUCAAUUUCUCGCUGGAACACCUUUGCAAUCCCUAUUUCCUCCAUAAAAACGUUAAUUGGUAGGAGGACGGCGAAGGAAGGCUGUACACGAAGAGAUUUCAGUAUCUUUUGCGAACAGCAGUCUGUUGUUAGAUUAGCAAAAAUUCUAGACGGAGAGCAUGAACAGGCAGGUGGAAAUACACGGCGAUUAACCUGUGUGAUGAAAUUUGGUGGCUCAUCCGUUGCCACUGCAGCUAGAAUGAGGGAAGUUGCAGACCUGAUCCUUAGUUUUCCUGAGGAGAGCCCUGUGGUUGUCUUAUCGGCUAUGGGGAAGACAACUAAUAAGCUUCUAGAAGCUGGGGAAAUGGCUGUUAGCUGUGGUAUUACUAAUGUGUCCACAAUUGAACAGUUGCAUUUUGUAAGAGAAUUGCAUCUAAAGACUCUUGAUGAGCUAGGAUUGCCCAGAUCAGUGAUCUCUGAAUUGCUUGAGGAAUUUGAACAACUUCUGACUGGAAUUGCCCUGAUGAAAGAAUUGACACCUCGUACAAGAGACUAUCUUGUUUCUUUUGGAGAGCGUAUGUCUACACGGAUUUUUGCUGGAUACAUGAACAAAAUUGGUGCUAAAGCCCGCCAAUAUGAUGCUUUUGAUAUUGGUUUUAUAACCACAGACGAAUUCACAAAUGCUGAAAUCCUUGAAGCAACUUAUCCUGCUGUUGCAAAGCGGUUGCAUGGGGAUUGGAUUACUGAUCCUGCAAUUCCUAUAGUCACAGGAUUUCUUGGCAAGGGUUGGAAAUCUGCUGCCAUUACAACUCUUGGUAGAGGUGGCAGUGACUUGACAGCCACCACAAUUGGUAAAGCCUUGGGCUUAAGGGAGAUUCAGGUAUGGAAAGAUGUUGAUGGAGUGCUGACAUGUGACCCCAAUAUAUAUCCAGUCGCUGAACCUGUACCAUUUCUGACAUUUGAGGAGGCAGCUGAGCUUGCAUAUUUUGGUGCACAGGUUUUACACCCACAGUCUAUGCGACCUGCUAGAGAGGGCGAUAUCCCUGUGAGGGUGAAAAACUCAUACAACCCUAAAGCGCCAGGAACACUCAUUACCAAGGCAAGGGAUAUGAGCAAGGCUGUGUUGACUAGUAUAGUUUUGAAAAGAAAUGUAACUAUGUUGGACAUUGUAAGUACUCGGAUGCUUGGUCAAUACGGGUUUCUUGCAAAGGUUUUCUCCAUCUUUGAAGAUCUGGGCAUCUCAGUUGAUGUUGUUGCUACUAGUGAAGUUAGCAUUUCUUUGACAUUGGAUCCUUCAAAGCUGUGGAGCAGAGAACUGAUACAGCAGGAGCUCGACAAUGUUGUAGAACAACUAGAGAAAAUUGCAGUCGUGCAACUUCUACAACAUAGAUCCAUAAUAUCGCUUAUUGGCAAUGUGCAAAGAUCCUCCUUAGUUCUAGAAAAGGUAUUUUGUGUUCUCCGCACUAAUGGCGUAAAUGUCCAGAUGAUCUCUCAAGGAGCAUCCAAGGUCAAUAUCUCGUUGAUAGUAAAUGACAGUGAGGCAGAACAGUGUGUCAAAGCUCUGCACAGCACCUUUUUCGAAACACCAGAGCUUGCUGAACUUGAAACAACCAAUGGCUCUGGAGAUGGACAUAUGGAAUAAAAAAGUUCCGGUCAUAAACUUAUGGCCACAUUCUCUAUUCUUUCGCAUAUCCAUGUGGCUAGCCUGAUCAUAUAUGUUGCAACUCUUUUGUGGCAGAGGCGUCAUCCCUUUGCUGCAUUUCAGAAGAUGGCGUUUAUCUUAA